Messenger RNA from Metarhizium album ARSEF 1941, 1077 nucleotides. Its product is annotated as Poly(A)+ RNA export protein. NCBI's taxonomy places the organism in Eukaryota, Fungi, Ascomycota, Sordariomycetes, Hypocreales, Clavicipitaceae. Gene Ontology annotation, molecular function: RNA binding; ubiquitin binding. Bases 1 to 1077 code for a protein of 358 amino acids. The transcript is spliced from 3 exons. Gene Ontology annotation, biological process: transcription-dependent tethering of RNA polymerase II gene DNA at nuclear periphery; RNA export from nucleus. The record is from RefSeq and is a predicted model, not a curated record. Gene Ontology annotation, cellular component: nuclear pore.
AUGUCGGGAAUAUUUGGAACCACAACGAGUUCCGCGACGACUAACAGCGUCGGCGACCUCAAGUCGGACGUGGCUCUCAGCGAUCCCCCUACCGAUUCCAUCUCUGAUCUCUCAUUUUCACCGGCUCCCAAUGGUCCUGAUUACCUGGCUGUUGCCAGCUGGGACAACAAAGUCCGCAUCUACGAAAUCGCCCAGAACGGCCAGAGUCAAGGCCGACACGCAUACGAGCACGCACAACCCGUGUUGAACUGUGACUUUUCAAAGGACGGCACAAAGGUAGCCUCGGCCAGUGCAGAUAAAAACAUCAAGGUGUGCGAUCUGGCGUCCCAGCAAGACAUCGUCAUCGGCGCGCACGAGCAACCGGCGCGCACGUGCCGGUUCUUCGAGAGCGGCGGCGCGGCCAUGAUCGUAUCCGGGUCGUGGGACAAGACGGUCAAGUACUGGGAUCUGAGGCAACAGGGCCAGGCCGCAGCCACGGUGUCGUGCCAGGAGCGUGUAUACACGAUGGACGUCAAGGACAACCUCUGCGUCGUCGGCACGGCAGACAGGUACCUCAACGUGAUUGACCUCAGGAACCCUUCCAAGUUCUACAAGACCUUGCAGAGCCCGCUCAAGUGGCAGACACGGGUUGUCAGUUGUUUCACCGACUCGGCCGGCUUCGCGCUCGGCAGCAUCGAGGGCCGGUGUGCCAUUCAGUAUGUCGAGGACAAGGACUCGAGUUCAAACUUUUCCUUCAAGUGCCACCGAGACCCCGCGGUCAACAACGUCGUCAACGUCCAUGCCGUCAACGACAUUUCGUUCCACCCCGUCCACGGCACCUUCAGCACGGCCGGGUCGGACGGCACGUUCCACUUCUGGGACAAGGAUGCCAAGCAUCGUCUUAAGGGCUAUCCCAAUGUGGGGGGCAGCAUCACGGCGACGACGUUUAGCAAAACCGGUAGCAUCUUUGCGUAUGCCGUUAGUUACGACUGGAGCAAGGGCUACCAGCACAACACCCAGAGCUAUCCGAUCAAGGUCAUGCUGCACCCGGUAACCAAUGACGAGUGCAAGCCGAGGCCGUCGAUGAAGAAGAGGUAG